AUGUCUCGAGCAGCUGGAAUUGAGCAGGAGAACGACUCGCAGUUCAACCUGCUGGCCAACAAGAUUUCCACGUUCAGAAAUAUAGCCAAUGACAUCAACAAUUACGCGCAAGAGGACUCGACGACGCUGUCUAACGUGUCGAAUGCCAUGAACGCGCUCUUCGAGAACGUCAAAACAACCUCCACAAAACUGUCGAGAGUAAUCGCCAGCAAGCCGCAGAUGUUCCGCAUGGUGCUGGUUGUGUCUUCCUCCAACAACAUCCUGGCCCAACUUAUAGUUGCCAAUGGCAUCGCCCCAUCUGACCUUGGACCGGUUGAUAGGCAGCUGUCUUCUGAGGUUCUUGAACAAAUCGUCGUUCAGUUUCGCAAACUUGUUCAACACCGCGAUCUCGUACUUGUUUUCCGCUUUGGCAAUGGUGUCAACCACAGAAGCCCCGGCUUUUUCAUUCACCUUGGUUCCGGAAUUCAGUACAAUGUUCCCAUCUUCAUAAUAAUGGAUCUUGACUCUUAUCUCCCCCGCCAGCUCGUUCGUGCUGGAAUUGUACUUGUAAAAAGACUGCCAUCUGCCGUUGUAGAAGUUGCCGUCGUUCAGGUUCUCGUCCACAAUGAUGAAAUAAAAAAUGUCCGAGUCGGUCUCGUCCUCCACCACAACCGACUUGUAGAACGUUGGGUAGUGUUGCGAGCAGUACUCGGCCAAUUGCUCGUUAUAUUUCGCCAGCUGGCUGGACAGUGGGGCGCGGCCGGUUUCCACGUCAAUCACCUUGAGGGCGUCGAAAUCGUAGUCAAACGUCAGGUCCAGGCUCGGGUCGUAAAACUUGGCUCCCGACUUGUUGUAUUUCGAAACAAGCACAAACUGGUCGUCGUUUAUUUUAACCAGCUUAAAGUCCUUGUUCAGGUAGAAUUGUUCCAGGUUGGUGGCAAUGAUCUUUCUGGAGUCCUCGUUGUUCAGCAACACCUUGAUAUCAUUGACCAGAUUGAGCUCCCCGUGGAGCUACAGCAAACGGUGCUGGAGUUUGUCAACUCUGGAACCCUCAUACAGUUGCUGUUGCACCCCGGGCUCCAGUUCCCGGCGUUCCAGGUCCUGCGCAAAGGGAUCGUGCUGAUCCCACAGGAGAUCAAGAGUUCUGAAACAAACAAGGUUGAUAGAUCGAUUAUUAGCGGGUCGAAGAACUACUGGCAGUUGAAGCAAUAUCUUCAGCAGACUCGUCAGCGUUUGCUGUUUGUGGAGAUUUACUGGAAGCUGGACCUGGACAAGAUCGAGUUCAUGCUCCAAAACACAAAUGGGAUCAAGAUCGGGUGCCCUUAUUUGGAGGAAUUGUAUUUUUUCAGAAACGGAGCGUAUAUCAACAAGGUUCGGUCGUUGAAAGGUCUGAUUUUGUGUUUUGGACUCUCCAAGUUAAACACCAGUAAAGAGCUUCUUACUAAACUUACCCAAUUGUCGGAGCUGGAUGUUUGCACAAACUCGACAAUGUACCACUCUCGAGAAUACGAAAAAGUUCUCGAGAAUAUCAUUCGCAUGAACCCCAACAUCCAAACGGUCAAGCUACGGAUCGAUACAUUGAUCUCGAGCCCAUUACCAUCCUACUUGCAAACGGUUAAUGAAAUGAAAAUUAAAAAACUCAUCAGCAUAAAUCUGAAAGAUAGUUCACUGAUUGGCCUUAAUGUGGUGAAUUCACACUAUCCUGUUUUCCACAACGUUCUAUCUGCACUAAACACGAUAGGAAUGAAAAAUAUCUACGAGCUAGAUCUAUCAUUGAAAGAAGAUAUCGAUGCACGCCAAUCAAAUUUGACAUGGGUUCAAGAUAUGCAUAAUCUAACCAGCCUUACAAUCAAGGUCGUGGGCAACAAAGCACACGCUAGUAAUUACGUUAUUGGGCUACAAAGUCGGAAUUUGAGAUCAUUAACAGUUAGUGGAGUGUUACUAACCCAAAGCGGGGACGGAUUUUGCCGAUUGAAGAGCCUGAAGACCCUUACUUUCUCGAAUUGCACGUUGUCGCAGGAAGCAUCCACAAUACUGAAUUCGGGAUUAUCCAGACAUUUGGAGAAUCUAUGUUUGACAAAUUGCAUAAUGGAUUGGACAGUGGUGGAAUUUCCGGACCAUCUUGGCAAAGUGUGCAUUUUGAACUCGAAAACAAUCGGAUUUUGCCAUAGUGUCCACGAUCGUUUCAAUAUUAUACCACUUUUGUCGGAGUUUAUCAAGAUUUACCAUCUGGAUCGGAAGUACAAUCAGCCUGAUCUACAUGAUAGCGAACGAAUACGAAACCGUGCAUGGUGA
Messenger RNA from Ogataea philodendri, 2274 nucleotides. RefSeq lists its product as uncharacterized. The record is from RefSeq and is a predicted model, not a curated record. Lineage: Eukaryota; Fungi; Ascomycota; Pichiomycetes; Pichiales; Pichiaceae. Bases 1 to 2274 code for a protein of 757 amino acids. The transcript is spliced from 3 exons.